Molecule: messenger RNA, 1325 nt
Organism: Coffea arabica (coffee)
Lineage: Eukaryota; Viridiplantae; Streptophyta; Magnoliopsida; Gentianales; Rubiaceae
Source: RefSeq, a predicted model, not a curated record
AACCAACAUAAUUGAGAUACAUGAAAAUAAAUAAAUUACAUUUAUGAUCAUUAAAAUGUAUCCAAAUAAUCACUACAUAUUUUCUAACUAAAAUUUAGAUAAGAGACUACUAAUACAAAUUAAUCAUAUACUUAAUAAUAUGUAAAAAAUGUCAAAAAGCAUUACUUAAAUUUACAAAUACCUAAAUAUCAUAUCUGAAUGCUAAAUUAAAAAAAAUUAAAAUUGAUAAGUUAUUUUGAAAGAAGAUGCGGACCUGACUGAUGCUUGGGUUUAAGAUUAGGAGCCUAAUCUCUUAAUUACUUGGGCCAAAGCUGGACUUUACAUGCUUCUAAUUUUUCGUUCAAUUUUUUUCCCUAUGGCUGGCUUGGUACAAAAGCCCAUCUUCUGUUUAGUGCAGCCGCAAGUCCUUCAGUUUGUUUAGUGCACUUGCGGAUUCUUCCCUUCGGUUUGUUUAGUGCAGCCGCAAGUCACUGGAUUCUUCCUUCAAGUUUAGCCAUUUCUUCCUCUGACUCUUCCCUUCAUUUUUUUUCCCAAUUUCCGUUGAUCAGUUUUUUCCCCUCCUUCACGGCCUUCGGUUUGUUUAGUGCAGCCGCAAGUCACUGGAUUCUUCCCUUCAAGUUUAGCCAUUUCUUCCUCUGACUCUUCCCUUCAUUUUUUUUCCCAAUUUCCGUUGAUCAGUUUUUUCCCCUCCUUCACGGCCAGAUAAGGUGGAAAUUGAAGAGGCGGCUGUCACCUUUACUCUUUCUUUUGCUUUUCCUUUCCCGCUAUUGUUGUCUUCCUCCAACAGCCUGCCGUCACCUCUGUUUUGAGCCGCAGCCGGACGAUGAAGAAAUUGCAGAACCGAUCGGCUUGUUUCUCCAGCCGGCCGUCACCUUUAUUCUGGAGUGAACCUCAAAAACUAUUGAUGGAUUGCAGAAAUUGCAGAACGAUGAAGAAAUUGCAGAAAUUGCAGAGCGAUGAAGAAAUUGCAGAAAUUGCUGGCUUGCCCAAUGGGGGAAGCUUGGAGGAUGGCCUUUUGCCUUCUGAUCAACGGUCAGGAAGGAGAAAUAGACGGCAAAAAUGUGCAGCUAGACUUAACCAGCCCGUGCUAUCAGAAAAGGAAAACUUGGAAUUGAAACCCUUGGGUGAAGCACAUGAUUCUUUUCACGCGCAUCAGAAAUUGCCUCUUGCAGCGAAGUUGGGAAUGCCACCCAAAACCUUUCCUGCUACAACUGACUCAGUCAUUUAAGCUGAUGAGAUCAUGACUGAAACAUUAGAUCAGAUGAAUGUAUAUGGUACAGGGUUAAAGAAUGAAAUUGGCGAAUACAAUUGCUUUUUAAAGGUCA